Molecule: messenger RNA, 4966 nt
Organism: Ahaetulla prasina
Lineage: Eukaryota; Metazoa; Chordata; Lepidosauria; Squamata; Colubridae
Gene: DPF2
Product: double PHD fingers 2
Exons: 12
Coding region: 179-1396 (405 amino acids)
Biological process (GO): nervous system development
Cellular component (GO): nBAF complex
Source: RefSeq, a predicted model, not a curated record
UGGGUGUAAUUGCCUCUCUUUCCUGCAGCGUGAGGACGCGUUGGGGCCACAUUACGCAUGCGCAGUCUUCGAACCUGAUCGGAAGGUUUCAUGGAGAGCGGUCGCCGGAGUCAGCGCGAACCGGCCCUCGGCGCAUGCGCCCUCGCGUGCUUCGCGGCCACAGGCGGCAGAGGGGAAGAUGGCGGCGGUGGUACAGAAUGUGGUGAAGCUCCUUGGUGAACAAUAUUACAAGGAUGCAAUGGAGCAAUGUCACAAUUAUAACGCCCGGCUGUGUGCCGAAAGGAGUGUCCGAUUACCUUUCCUGGAUUCGCAGACCGGGGUGGCGCAGAGUAACUGCUACAUUUGGAUGGAGAAGCGGCACAGGGGACCAGGUUUGGCAUCUGGCCAGCUCUAUUCUUACCCGGCUCGACGUUGGCGGAAAAAACGCCGUUCCCAUCCUCCAGAGGAUCCAAGACUUUCUUUCCCUACCAUUAAACCAGACACUGAGCAGGCCCUAAAGAAAGAAGGCUUAAUCUCUCAAGAUGGCAGCAGUUUGGAGGCCCUCUUAAGGACAGACCCCCUUGAGAAACGCAGCUUGCCUGACCCUCGUACCGAUGAAGACAGCCUCAGCGAGUUCCCUGUUGCCAAUAGCCGCACCCGGAAGCGAAUCCUGGAACCGGAUGACUUCCUGGAUGAUCUGGAUGAUGAAGAUUACGAGGAAGACACCCCGAAACGACGAGGCAAAGGAAAGGCCAAGGGUAAAGGAGUUGGGAGCGCUCGGAAAAAGCUGGACGCUGCCAUUUUGGAAGACAGAGACAAACCUUAUGCAUGUGACAAUAGUUACAAACAAAAGCAUACCUCGAAACCUCCUGACCGAGUCUGUGGGAAACGCUACAAGAAUCGUCCCGGCCUGAGCUACCACUACGCUCACUGUCACCUGGCAGAAGAAGAAGGGGAGGACAAGGAGGACUCUCAGCCCCCCACGCCCGUCUCACAGAGAUCAGAGGAGCAGAAAACCAAGAAGGGUCCCGAUGGUUUGGCCCUGCCCAAUAAUUACUGCGACUUUUGUCUGGGGGACUCGAAAAUCAAUAAGAAGACGGGGCAACCCGAAGAGCUGGUUUCGUGCUCGGACUGCGGGCGAUCAGGGCACCCAUCUUGCUUGCAGUUCACCCCAGUCAUGAUGGCUGCUGUGAAGACCUACCGCUGGCAGUGUAUUGAAUGCAAGUGCUGUAACAUCUGCGGCACCUCGGAAAACGAUGACCAGCUGCUGUUCUGUGACGAUUGUGACCGUGGUUAUCACAUGUACUGCCUCACCCCACCUAUGUCAGAACCACCAGAAGGGAGCUGGAGCUGUCACCUCUGCCUGGAUUUGCUGAAGGAGAAAGCCUCGAUCUUCCAAAACCAAAACGCCUCCUGAUUGCUUCCCGGUCUUCGAAGAGAACCUUCACUUGUCCAGUUUUUCUCUUGGGGGUUUUAAUCUUUCUCCUGCCGCCUCCUCCUCCCACUUUGGGUCAGUGUCUCCCUUAUUGGUUGGAUCACACAUCCGCACACAGACACACACACACACACACACACACACAUGCACACACCUCUGCCUCAUCGUCUCUCCUUCCGCCAUUCCCCGCCCUCCCGCCUCCUCUCUGGCAGUUGGGGCUUAAAAUCCCUUCCCUCCCCCUUAAACCUUCACCUGAGGAUUUUGAGACCCUUUCCUCAAAAAUAAUAAAACUCUCAGCAUCCAUGAUAGGUUGAGGAGCCCCACAGCUGGCCUGAGAGCAUGAAUGCUCCUCCUUUUCUCACGUAACACCCCAGCUUGAGGGCUCUUCCUGUACAAACAAGACCGGAAGCAAAAGAAAAACGAGAGGAAAAAAACCCAACAACCUAUUGAACGGUCUUAUACUGAUUUUUCCAUCCGCUUCCUCUGUUCAGCCCCAUCGCAGUGGUCUGGGCACCCCCAAAUCUUCUAAACUCCAUUUGUUCCUUCAUCCUUGUAAGAAACCUAUAUUUUACACCCCUUAAUGUGGUUCAAAGGUGGCACCACAGCAGCCUUUGAGAGGAUCGUGGGUGGCACGGGCGCCCAAAUCAAAGGCCAUCGUCCAGGCUUGGCACGACAGCAGAGUAACUCGGUUGGCCCCGUUCAAAACGAUCAUCUCGGACUUUGCCAAAUCAGCAUCGUGGAUGAGUUAGGCAAAUCCCGCUCGGUUUUAGAUCCAGGGGAAGAGAGCGUAUCCAUCACUUUCUUCUCCUCGUUUACCAAAUUCCUUAAGUAUGGGGCCUUUGGGUACCAAUCCCUCAGGCGUCGAUCCAUGUGACGGUGGAUUUCAAGAUGCUUUCUUCCUCGGGAGGUCCAUUUGCGCGUGUGUUGGUGUGUGUGAGGAUUUAAAGCUCCAUCAGGUGUUUUUUUUUUUUAACACUCCGGCGUUACUCCCUUUCUUCAUUCGGGGAGUCUGCUGGGAUGUGUAAAUUGUGCGGGAGACUUCGAGGGCGGCGGUUCGUUGGGCAUCUUUUGGGAGGAUGCUGACUCUUAAAGCAGGGGGGGUAUCCAACCUUGGCAAUUUUAAGAGCUGCGGACUUCAACUCCCAGAAUUCCUCAGCCAGCAAAACUGUUGGGAAUUCUGGGAAUUGAUGUCCACAAGUCUUAGCUGGCUGGGGAAUGCUGGGAAUUGAAGUUCUCCAGUCUUAGCUGGCUGGGGAAUUCUGCGAAUUGAAGUCCACAAGUCUUAAAAUUUGUCAAGGUUAGACGCCACUGCCCUAAAGCUUUGGGCUUAUUCAAAUAAGCUGCUUUAAGACCUAUUUUGAGUCUCCAUCUCACCAGAGGCAGGGCCUAGAGUGAGCCACGUCCCUUCUGCGUGCUUUUUCUUCCAACUCUGCUGCUUCCCGGUCCGAUGAGACUCAGGGUAUUGAACUUCUCUUGCAGGAACAAACCCACUUUUUUCUUUCAAUAUUUUCCCCCUCGGCCCCCAUUUGAGGAUUUGGUCUGGCUAACAAGUGAUGCUUUUUUAAAAGAAAACAAAAAACAAAAAUCUGGAUCCUCGCUCCCCUUUUCCUCCCUCCCCUCCAGUGGCAAGGUUUUCUGCAAGAUCCCGCCUGCAGAAGGAGAGGCCUUUUUUUCUGGAAUAGGGUUUUUGUGUAAUAUUAUACUUGUAAUGUGCCUGAUUUUUCUAAAGAUUGUCUUUAAAACCUACCUCCGACAUUCCCUUUCACACGCAUCCUUCCGCGUCUUCUCCAAAGGCUCCUUCUCUUCUUCCAUCUUUGCCGAAAGCAAGGGGAGACCCAGGACUGCCAAAGCAAAUGAGAUCUGUGCCCCCUCCCUCUCUCUUUCUCUCUCCCUCCCUCCCUCCCUCCCUCACUGUGUGUCUCUAUCUCCUCUCUUUCCCCUCCUCCCCCCCACCGUCUCUCUUCUCUCACUCUUUCCCUCUCUCUCUGUGUCUCUCUUUCCCUCCCUCACUCCUCUCUCUCUUUCUCACUGUGUCUCUUGUCUCUGUCUCUUCUCUCUCUCCUCCUCUCUCUCCCUCUCUCUCCCUCUCUCUCUCUCUCUCUCACUGAGUGUGUCUCUCUCUCUUCUCUCACUCUCUCCCUUCCUCUCCCUCCCUCUCUCUCUCUCUCACUCAGACACUCACUCCCUCUCUUUCUCACUUUGUCUCUUGUCUCUUCUCUCUCUUUCCCCUUCCUUCCUCCCUCCCUCUCUCUGUCUCUCUCUCUUUCUCUCUCUCUCUCUCUGGGGUCUAGUCCACACACAUGUGCUGAAGUUUGUUGAUGCGAGGUCGAACUUGGCGUCUUUCUCCCUCCCUCCCCUGCUUGGCAGGAGAGGUCAGCCUUCUUGACUCGGUGCCUCGCCCUUUUAUCGCUGUGCUUACCUAGGAUGAUGGGCAGUGGGGGCCCAGCAUGCUGGAGGAGACCCAGUAGUGGGAAAGGACAGAGAUAUGGGUCCUGGUGGGACAGAUUUGGCCCACAAGAGAGCCAGGAACAAAGCGACCGCCGGAAGCUUUGACCCACUCACCUUCACUGCCCCACUCAGUCCUUCAGGGGGACUUGAAACUUGAAGACUAAUAGGCGUUCCCUUACGGGGAACUCAGUAGGUCUCUUGAGUUACGUGUAGGGGAGAGAUAACUAUUAUUUGUGCACUUAACUUGGCUCUGGAUUCCCUUUUAGCUGUAGCCUUUUUUUAAAAAAAUUCAUUUUAAUUCUUUUCUUUCCCCAUACCCCAGGGACAUGCAAGCGGGGGCUGGCUGGCUGUCAGGCCCCUCCCCGUGCACCAAACAAAGAGAGAAAGUUGUAGAAACGUUUCCCCCGUGGGGUGGGGUGGGGGUUUACAUGUCUCAUCCCCAGCCCCCCUGGUUGUUAGGUCCUCAUUCGAAGCGUCACACCUGUGUCUUAAAAAAAAAAAAUAGCUACCCAAAUAAUAAAAAAAAAAGAAACCAAAACGGCUUCUUGGAACCAGUUUUAUGGUAGCCUGGCUCUUUGGCUUGGGGAGGGUUGGGGGGGGGGCUAGUGUGUGAAUCUGUUUAGUGCUGCGACAUUGUGGGGUUUUCAUGCUCAGGUUAGUUCUGUCGGUUUGCAGGGGGUGGGAGGUAGGGCGGGCUGUAAUACCUCAUUUUUCUCUCUCUCUCUCUCAUUGUGACGCCCACAAAUAGUUGUGCAGCUUCGCACCUCCUCUGCACCGUGUCCCGAUUUCCCCCACUCCCUCAUCCCCCUCCCUCUACGAGUACCCGUUCUCCGUUGAGUUGGUCGCUUGGUUUUUCUCCUUCCUUUCCGAGCAAUUGAUUUGUGCACUCUCUUGAUUGCAUCUAGGUUUGGAAUUUGGGUUUUCUUUUUUUCUUUUCUUUUUUUUUUUAAAGUAAAUCUUGAGGUUUUCCAUACCUUCCCCCACCCCAAUCUUUUAUUAUUGCAAGUAGAAGCUGAAAUAUAUUUUGGCUCCCUCUCCCCCCUCUCCUCCAAUUUUAUUUUAAGGCUGUAAUAAGCAUUAGCUAAUAAAUACUGCUUUUAUUUA